This is a messenger RNA of Gongylonema pulchrum, 441 nucleotides long. Lineage: Eukaryota; Metazoa; Nematoda; Chromadorea; Rhabditida; Gongylonematidae. The record is from the annotation of a GenBank genome assembly.
AUGACAGAUGCACUUAUAAUGGGUCAAGCGGAUCUCGAGAAUGGUACUUUGAAUUUGGAAGCAUACACUGAUUCAGUCCUCACUUACGUGUACUUCUACGCGUCACUCGGUGUUGUGAUGUUUUUCAUCGGAUUAGUAUCGAUGAGCUGUUUGUUUACGCUAUGUGAGCGUCAGGCGCAUGAAAUUAGGAAACGCUAUUUUGCUGCUCUGCUGAGACAGGAGAUGGCAUGGUACGACAAAAAUGAAACAGGCGCUCUGACCAACAAAAUGUCCGCGUACGUAUUAGCCUCAUUUCAGAGUCACCGACUGACCAAAGUGAAAAUCCUUCAUCCGUGCCGCUUUCAUGAAAAGGACGGGGUGGGGGUGAAGGGAAACCCAAAUUGGAAUGUACCAGGCUUGCCAGUGCGAUCAUACGUUCUCGCACCACAUUUGAGGUACUAA